ACAUCGCACCACUCUCUGCUGUUCAUGGAAAUGAGCUCAGCAUGAUCUGUGUGUAGUUUCAUCCCAAGUGAAGAUGUCAAGGUAAACCCGGACCCGGUCUACUACACACAGCGUCUGGAUCUGCAGAGCAGGAAGGAUUGCGUGCCAAUUCUUCACACAGGUGGUAGCAGCCUGUACUCGCCCCCCGCCCCCCACCAUGGCCCAGCCGGACCCUCCUCCCAACGCCCGCAAGAAGCCGGUCCUGGGCGGUCUGCCCUCCCGCUUCGUGGUGGGCUCUGUGUCGGAGGAGAACUCUGAGGACGAGGCGGCGGGCCGGCCCGACGGGACCCAGGAGGGCAAGGAGACGCCGCGCUCCGCCUCCCCGGCCUCCUCCCUGGGCUCCGACAGCACCUACGAGACGGGCUUCGACAGCAGCGACAGCACCCUCAACAACCUCAGACCCAGCAUGUCGGGUCUCCACCUGGUGAAGCAGGGCCGGGACCGCAGGAGGAUCGACCUCCAGAGGGACUUCACGGUGGCCUCGCCCGCCGAGUUCGUCACGCGCUUCGGGGGGAACAAGGUCAUCGAGAAGGUUCUCAUCGCCAACAACGGUAUCGCCGCGGUCAAGUGCAUGCGGUCGAUCCGGCGCUGGGCCUACGAGAUGUUCCGCAACGAGCGAGCCAUCCGCUUCGUCGUCAUGGUGACCCCGGAGGACCUGAAGGCCAACGCAGAGUACAUAAAGAUCGCAGACCAUUACGUCCCCGUGCCCGGAGGGACGAACAACAACAACUACGCCAACGUAGAGCUCAUCCUGGACAUCGCCAAGCGCAUCCCCGUCCAGGCCGUGUGGGCCGGUUGGGGCCACGCGUCGGAGAACCCCAAACUACCCGAGCUGCUGCACAAGAACGGCAUCGCCUUCAUGGGUCCGCCCAGUCAGGCCAUGUGGGCGCUGGGAGACAAGAUCGCCUCGUCCAUCGUGGCGCAGACGGCGGGCAUCCCCACGCUGCCCUGGAGCGGCUCAGGGCUGACGGUGGAGUGGACGGAGGCUGAGCAGAAGAAGAAGCUCAUCAACGUGCCCUCAGACGUGUACGAGCAGGGCUGCAUCCCCGACGUGGAGGCCGGCCUCGAGGCUGCCGAGGUGGUGGGCUACCCUGUGAUGGUGAAGGCCUCCGAGGGCGGCGGAGGGAAGGGCAUCCGCAAGGUCAACUGCGCCGACGACUUCCCCAACCUCUUCAGACAGGUCCAGGCGGAGGUCCCCGGCUCGCCCAUCUUCGUGAUGCAGCUGGCGAAGCACGCGCGCCACCUGGAGGUGCAGAUCCUGGCCGACCAGUACGGGAACGCCAUCUCCCUGUUCGGGAGGGACUGCUCGGUGCAGCGGCGGCACCAGAAGAUCAUCGAGGAGGCGCCCGCCACCAUCGCCACCAGCGACGUCUUCGAGGACAUGGAGAAGUGUGCGGUGAAGCUGGCCAAGAUGGUGGGCUACGUGAGCGCGGGCACAGUGGAGUACCUCUACGGGAAGGACGGCAGCUUCUACUUCCUGGAGCUGAACCCCCGACUGCAGGUGGAGCACCCCUGUACCGAGAUGGUGGCCGACGUCAACCUGCCUGCCGCACAGCUGCAGAUCGCCAUGGGGAUCCCCCUCCACCGCAUGAAGGACAUCCGGAUGCUGUACGGGGUCCAUCCGUGGGGGGACUGCCUCAUCGACUUCGAGGGGCUGUCCACCGCCCCCUCCCCCCGCGGUCAUGUGAUCGCCGCCCGCAUCACCAGCGAAAACCCAGACGAGGGCUUCAAGCCCAGCUCGGGCACGGUGCAGGAGCUGAACUUCCGCAGCAACAAGAACGUGUGGGGCUACUUCAGUGUGGCGGCGGCCGGCGGGCUGCACGAGUUCGCCGACUCCCAGUUCGGACACUGCUUCUCCUGGGGGGAGAACCGCGAGGAGGCCAUCUCCAACAUGGUGGUGGCCCUCAAGGAGCUGUCCAUCAGAGGGGACUUCCGGACCACGGUGGAGUACCUCAUCAAGCUGCUGGAGACCGAGUGCUUCCAGUCCAACAGCAUCGACACAGGCUGGCUGGACCGCCUUAUCUCUGAGAAAAUGCAGGCUGAGCGACCCGACACCAUGCUGGGUAUCGUCAGCGGGGCUCUCCACGUGGCCGACGUCAAACUCCGGAACAGCGUCUCCAACUUCCUGCACUCCCUGGAGAGGGGCCAGGUCCUCCCCGCCCACACCCUGCUCAACACGGUGGGGGUGGAGCUGAUCUACGAGGGCACCAAGUACGCGCUGACGGUGACGCGGCAGUCGCCCAACUCCUACGUGGUGAUCAUGAACAGCUCGUCUGCCGAGGUGGACGUCCACCGGCUCAGCGACGGAGGGCUGCUGCUGUCCUACGACGGCAACAGCUACACCACCUAUAUGAAGGAGGAGGUGGACAGGUACCGCAUCACCAUCGGCAACAAGACGUGUGUGUUUGAGAAGGAGAACGACCCCACGCUGCUGCGCUCGCCGUCCGCCGGGAAGAUCAUGCAGUACACGGUGGAGGACGGGGGGCACGUGUUCUCAGGACAGUGCUACGCCGAGAUAGAGGUGAUGAAGAUGGUGAUGACCCUGACCGCGGCCGAGUCGGGGUGCAUCCACUACGUGAAGCGGACGGGGGCGGCGCUGGAGCCGGGCUGCGUCAUCGCCAAGCUGCAGCUGGACGACCCCAGCAGGGUGCAGCAGGCUGAGCUCCACACGGGGGUCCUGCCGGUGAUCCAGGCGGUGGCCCUGCGGGGGGAGAAGCUGCACCGCGUGUUCCACAGCACCCUGGACCACCUGCUGCACAUCAUGAACGGAUUCUGCCUCCCAGAGCCCUUCUUCAGCAUCAAGCUGAAGGAGUGGGUGGAGCGUCUGAUGAAGACCAUGCGGGACCCCUCCCUGCCGCUGCUGGAGCUGCAGGACAUCAUGACCAGCGUGUCGGGUCGCAUCCCGCCCGCCGUGGAGAAGGCCAUCAAGAAGGAGAUGGCCCAGUACGCCAGCAACAUCACCUCCGUGCUCUGCCAGUUCCCCUCCCAGCAGAUCGCCAACAUCCUGGACAGCCACGCUGCCACGCUCAACCGCAAGGCGGACCGGGAGGUGUUCUUCAUGAACACACAGAGCAUCGUGCAGACUGUGUCCAGGUACCGCAGUGCGAUCCGGGGCCACAUGAAGGCAGUGGUGAUGGACCUGCUCCGUCAGUACCUGAAGGUGGAGGUGCAGUUCCAGAACGGGCACUACGAUAAGUGCGUGUUCGCCCUGCGUGAGGAGAACAAGGGAGACAUGUCCAACGUGCUGAACUACAUCUUCUCCCACGCCCAGGUCACCAAGAAGAACCUGCUGGUCACCAUGCUCAUUGACCAGCUGUGCGGUCGCGACCCCACCCUGACUGACGAGCUGAUGGCCAUCCUGACGGAGCUCACCCAGCUCAGCAAGACCACCAACGCCAAGGUGGCGCUGCGAGCCCGCCAGGUGCUGAUCGCGUCCCACCUGCCGUCCUACGAGCUGCGCCACAACCAGGUGGAGUCCAUCUUCCUGUCCGCCAUCGACAUGUACGGCCACCAGUUCUGCAUCGAGAACCUCCAGAAACUCAUCCUGUCGGAGACGUCCAUCUUUGACGUGCUUCCCAACUUCUUACACAGCAACCAGGUGGUGAGGAUGGCAGCACUGGAGGUGUACGUGCGCAGGGCUUACAUCGCCUAUGAGCUCAACAGCGUUCAGCACCGGCAGCUCCGCGACAACACCUGCGUGGUGGAGUUCCAGUUCAUGCUACCCACCUCCCAUCCCAACAGAGGGAACAUCCCCACACUCAACAGGAUGUCCUUCUCCUCCAACCUGAACCACUACGGCAUGGUGCACAUGUCCAGUGUGAGCGACGUGCUGCUGGACAACUCCUUCACCCCGCCCUGCCAGCGUAUGGGCGCCAUGGUGGCCUUCCGCUCCUUCCAGGAGUUCACCAAGAACAUCGGAGACGUUCUGAGCUGCUUCUCGGACUCCCCGCCCCCCAGCCCCACCUUCCCCGAGGGGGGGAACCCGGUCCUGUACGGGGAGGACGACGUCAAGAGCAUCGUGGACGAGCCCAUCCACAUCCUGAAUGUGGCCAUCAAGACGGACAGCGACAUCGAGGACGACGGGCUGGCCGCCAUGUUCCGGGAGUUCACCCAGUCGAAGAAAUUGCUGCUGUUCGAGCACGGCAUCCGCAGGCUCACCUUCCUGGUGGCGCAGAAGGACUUCAGAAAGCAGGUCAACUGUGAGGUGGACCAGAGGUUCCAUAGAGAGUUUCCGAAGUUCUUCACGUUCCGAGCGAGAGACAAGUUCGAGGAGGACCGUAUCUACCGCCACCUGGAGCCUGCGCUGGCCUUCCAGCUGGAGCUGAACCGCAUGAGGAACUUCGCUCUGACGGCCAUCCCCUGCGCCAACCACAAGAUGCACCUGUACCUGGGCGCUGCGCGCGUGGAGCAGGGCAUCGAGGUCACCGACUACCGCUUCUUCGUCCGCGCCAUCAUCCGCCACUCGGACCUCGUCACCAAGGAGGCCUCCUUCGAGUACCUCCACAACGAGGCGGAGCGUCUGCUGCUGGAGGCCAUGGACGAGCUGGAGGUGGCCUUCAACAACACCACCGUCAGGACCGACUGCAACCACAUCUUCCUCAACUUCGUCCCCACCGUCAUCAUGGACCCCUCCAAGAUCGAGGAGUCUGUGCGCUCCAUGGUGAUGCGCUACGGCAGUCGUCUCUGGAAGCUGCGGGUGCUGCAGGCCGAGCUGAAGAUCAACAUCCGCCUGACGCCCACCGGCCACCAGAUCCCCAUCCGCCUCUUCCUCACCAACGAGUCGGGCUACUACCUGGACAUCAGCCUGUACAAGGAGGUCACCGACUCCAGGACGGGACAGAUCAUGUUCCAGGCCUACGGGGACAAGCAGGGCCCGCUGCACGGCAUGCUGAUCAACACGCCCUACGUCACCAAGGACCUGCUGCAGUCCAAGCGCUUCCAGGCCCAGAGCCUGGGCACCACCUACGUCUACGACUUCCCCGAGAUGUUCAGACAGGCCCUGAAGAAGCACUGGGCCUCCUGCAGUGCCUUCGCCGACCUGCCCAAGUGCCCUCUGCCCUCUGAGCUGCUGACCUUCACCGAGCUGGUUCUGGACCCCCAGGGCCAGCUGGUGCAGAUGAACAGGCUGCCCGGCGGCAACGAGAUCGGCAUGGUGGCGUGGCGGAUGACCAUGCGCACGCCGGAGUACCCGUCGGGCCGCGAGGUGGUCGUCAUCAGCAACGACAUCACGCACAAGAUCGGCUCCUUCGGGCCGCAGGAGGACGUCCUCUUCCUGCAGGCGUCGGAGAUGGCGCGCGCCGACGGCAUCCCGCGCGUCUACAUCGCCGCCAACAGCGGCGCCCGCAUCGGCCUGGCCGAGGAGAUCAGGCACAUGUUCCACGUGGCGUGGCAGGACCCCGCCGACCCCUACAAGGGCUUCAAGUACCUGUACCUGACCCCCCAGGACUACAAGAAGGUCUCAGCGCUGAACUCAGUGCAGUGUGAACACGUGGAGGACGAAGGGGAAUCCAGGUACAGGAUCACAGACAUCAUCGGUAAGGAGGAGGGUUUGGGGGUGGAGAACCUGAAGGGCUCCGGGAUGAUCGCUGGAGAGUCGUCCCUGGCCUACGACGAGAUCAUCACCAUGAACCUGGUGACGUGCCGGGCCAUUGGCAUCGGGGCGUACCUGGUGCGUCUGGGCCAGAGGACCAUCCAGGUGGACAACUCCCACAUCAUCCUGACCGGGGCAGGCGCGCUCAACAAGGUUCUGGGCAGCGAGGUUUACACGUCUAACAACCAGCUGGGGGGGAUCCAGAUCAUGCACAACAACGGGGUGACCCACUCCACCGUCUGUGAUGACUUCGAGGGCGUCUUCACCCUCCUGCAGUGGCUGUCCUACAUGCCCAAGACUAACGCCAGCCCGGGGCCCAUUCUCAGCGCCAAGGACCCCAUCGACCGGCUGAUCGAGUUCAUCCCCACCAAGGCCCCCUACGACCCCCGCUGGAUGCUGUCCGGACGCCCCAGUCAGUCCCCUAAGGGCUCCUGGCAGAGUGGUUUCUUCGACCAGGGCUCCUUCAUGGAGAUCAUGCAGCCGUGGGCCCAGAGCGUGGUGGUGGGCCGCGCCCGGUUGGGAGGAAUCCCUACCGGAGUGGUUGCCGUGGAGACCAGGUCUGUAGAGCUGACCAUCCCAGCUGAUCCGGCCAACCUGGACUCUGAGGCCAAGGUCAUCCAGCAGGCGGGCCAGGUGUGGUUCCCCGACUCGGCCUUCAAGACGGCCCAGGCCAUCAAGGACCUGAACCGCGAGGGCCUGCCCCUCAUGGUGUUCGCCAACUGGAGGGGCUUCUCCGGCGGCAUGAAGGACAUGUACGACCAGGUGCUGAAGUUCGGGGCGUACAUCGUGGACGGGCUGCGGGAGUACCGGCAGCCCGUGCUGGUGUACAUCCCCCCCCAGGCGGAGCUCCGCGGGGGGUCCUGGGUGGUCAUCGACCCCACCAUCAACCCCCGCCACAUGGAGAUGUACGCCGACAAGGACAGCCGGGGCGGCGUUCUGGAGGCCGAGGGCACGGUGGAGAUCAAGUUCAGGAGGAAGGACCUGGUGAAGACCAUGAGGAGGGUGGACCCCGUCUACACCGGCCUGUCCGAGCGACUCGGGACCCCCGAGCUGAACCCCGCCGAGAGGAAGGAGCUGGAGGGUAAGCUGAAGGAGCGCGAGGAGUUCCUGCUGCCCAUCUACCACCAGGUGGCGGUGCAGUUCGCCGACCUCCACGACACACCCGGCCGCAUGCAGGAGAAGGGCGUCAUCACGGACAUCCUGGAGUGGCCGACCUCGCGGCAGUUCUUCUACUGGCGUCUGCGGCGCCUCCUGCUGGAGGACACGGUGAAGGGCAAGAUCCACGCGGCCAACAACGAGCUUACCGACGGACAGGUGCAGGCCAUGCUACGGCGCUGGUUCGUCGAGGCAGAGGGCACCGUCAAGGCCUACCUGUGGGAUGAUAACGAGGAGGUGGUUGAUUGGCUGGAGAGGCAGCUGGCGGAGGAGGAGGGGGCGCGGUCUGUCGUCGACGAGAACAUCAAGUACAUCCGCAGAGACCACAUCCUCAAGCAGAUACGCAGCCUGGUCCAAGCCAACCCCGAGGUUGCCAUGGAUUCCAUCGUCCACAUGACCCAGCACAUCUCCCCCACGCAGCGGGCCGAGGUCGUACGCAUCCUGUCCACCAUGGAGACCUCGUCCUCCACCUAGAGGGGCCGAGAGACCCCCCCCCCUCUCCCUCCCUCUCCUCUCUCUCUUUCCUCCUCCCUCCCCUCCCCUCCCUCUCCUCUCUCUCUUUCCUCCUCCCUCCCCUCCCUCCUCCCAUCUCUGCCUCUUUGCUCCCCUCUCUCUCCUCCCCCUCCCCCUCCCCUCUCUAUCCUCUCUCUUCUCCCAUCUCUCCUCUCUCCAUCUCUGUCUCUCUCUCCCCACUCCUCCCAACUCUCCUCUCUUCAUCCUCUCUCCUCUCCCUCUUUCUCCUCCCGUCCCCCAGCCCCCCCCCCCCCCCCCACAUCGCCCCAGCCCCUCUCCCAACGACCACGACGCCCCCGCUGGAGUCUGGGGGUAAUUGGAGGAGCCAGCGCCACGGCCCCACGGCGCACGCCAGGGGUAGCCAUGAAGCCGCCGGCUAUGAUUCACACUUAUCUCCAGGGGGAGGGGGGGAGGGGGGGGAGGGAGGGGGCGGGGGAGGUGAAGGGAGGGAGAGUGUGGUGAAAUGACAGAUGUCAGUUUUAACACUUUUCUGUGUACAUUUCCGUUUGACAAUACGUAUGUGUGUGCGUUGGACCGUUAAGGUCUAGUUAAUAUGAGGGACAACAGGAAACCGUAGAGACCUAAACACUAGCGUGUGGCGCGUCACGUUUGGCGUGGUUUGACCCCGUUUACAUACGAUUUACGACUACGGCUCAGAAUUAGAAUCAUCCCGUUUUGUUCCUUAAUGUGGGCUGAGUUGACCACGGUGAGUUAAAGACGGGGGUUCUGGUACGUCGGGGUCGUCCCUAAACAAACCCCCGAACCUUGAUACUCUGACGGUACGUUUACUGGGGACGUCGGCUCCGUGAUUGGUCGACAACGGACCGACGACUUUACUGCAAAAAAUAAAGGAUUUGCACACCUUGUUCGGAUGCACUUAAUGAGGGUGCUCCGACAUGGGGUGCACAGUGGGGGGGGGGGGGGCCAAUGAAGGUAGGGGGCCGGUGGGGGGAGGGGGUAGGAGGUGGUGGAAAGGAGGUGGUUUGCUUUAAGAAAUGGACAGAGGACUCCCAGCAGGGAGUGGGGGACGGAGCAGCCCCCCCCCCUCCCACUAGCAGCAUUAGCGAGGUAGCACCCGCUGCACACGGAAUGGCAGCUGUCACUUCUGUCUUAGAAACACACACACACUCACACACACACUCUCACACACACAGUAACACACGUGUGACCCACAGCCCGCCACAGGAGCGUGCAGGCUGCUGUUGUUGCACUUUACUGCUCAUUGUUCCCUCGUCUGGCCUCCAACGUCAGCGCCACGGCGUGUGCGCACACACACACACACACACACACACACACACACACACACACACACACACACACGCACUCACUAACAUGCACUCGCAUGCAUGCACACUCACGUACACACUCACGUACACACACACACGCACACUAAAAAGCAAACACACACACGUAAUCACAUGCACACACACUCUCGCAUGCAAAAACACACCCUCAAACACACACACACAUUAACACGCAAACGUAUUCACAUUUACACACAGUCGCAUGCACACACAAUCACACACACUAACAUGCACACGCACAAACACUUACAGACACACACAAUCACACACAUUAACAUGCACACACACACACACACUUCCUCAGAGUUGUUAACUAGAAAGGAGUUUUUCAUGUGAAACAACUUGCAGAAACAUUCAGGCUAAGUUCUCAAAUGAUUGGGACUUGAUUCCAGAAACAGUCUUAAAAAAAGUCUUAAAAAGGUUCACUUUUUUGAGUUUAAUUUUCUCAAUGUUUUUGUGUCGUUUAUUUUUUUACUAAAAGUGACUCAAUUAUUGGUCCGCUUCGUCAGGUUUGCUGGACCAGUACACCUGGUUUGUACAACUUAACUGGUUCAUACUUUCUGAGUAAUU
This is a messenger RNA of Gadus macrocephalus (Pacific cod), 9171 nucleotides long. RefSeq names its product acetyl-CoA carboxylase-like. The record is from RefSeq and is a predicted model, not a curated record. NCBI's taxonomy places the organism in Eukaryota, Metazoa, Chordata, Actinopteri, Gadiformes, Gadidae. Gene Ontology annotation, molecular function: ATP binding; acetyl-CoA carboxylase activity; metal ion binding. Gene Ontology annotation, biological process: fatty acid biosynthetic process.